This is a messenger RNA of Paraglomus brasilianum, 180 nucleotides long. The record is from the annotation of a GenBank genome assembly. NCBI's taxonomy places the organism in Eukaryota, Fungi, Glomeromycota, Glomeromycetes, Paraglomerales, Paraglomeraceae.
AUGAACCCACAACGUAUAAUUGAAGCUCAGAAAUUCUUUCAAUCCCAACGUGGUCCUCUCUUCUUGCAAGGAAGUCCUACUUCACGUGGCUUUGUCUACCUCCACUUUGGUAUGAUUUGUGUUGGCUUGAUCGGCGCACUUCAUGGUAGCUACAAAAUGGCAAAGGGUGAAAAAAAAUAG